Molecule: messenger RNA, 1545 nt
Organism: Acaromyces ingoldii
Lineage: Eukaryota; Fungi; Basidiomycota; Exobasidiomycetes; Exobasidiales; Cryptobasidiaceae
Product: CDC73-domain-containing protein
Exons: 3
Coding region: 31-1452 (473 amino acids)
Biological process (GO): positive regulation of transcription elongation by RNA polymerase II; transcription elongation by RNA polymerase II
Cellular component (GO): Cdc73/Paf1 complex
Molecular function (GO): RNA polymerase II complex binding
Source: RefSeq, a predicted model, not a curated record
CGACAAAAGGCAGCGGACGCAUCUGGGGAAAUGGCCGAAGCAGGGGAACAAGCGGAUGCGCUGGAUGCGUUGAGAGCCUCGCUCGCCUCGCCCGAGGGCGUCGCUUCCAUUGCGCUUCUGGAUGAGAAUGCCUUGGUGAUAGAGGAUCUCGGCAAGGCGACCUCGCUCAGAUUCGCUUCGGGCCUGGUGUUACUCAAAUCCCACAUUACCCGACUGGCCAAGUCCAGAACCUCGCCAGUGCUGCAAGAAGGAUCCACGGCGACGCCCAGCACAAGCACCGAUGAUUUCUUUCCUCUGGAUGCCCUCGUCUUCGCCGUGCAGAUGGCAAGCGCACAAGGUGGUCUCUACGUCGUCCAAGCCACCAGCCGAGGCUUGCCGAGGCUCGACGCCCUCGAGCGGCAGGACAUCUUGGCUUAUCUGACGGGAGCAAGGAAUGAGUGGGAAGGCGUGCUAAGCAAGGACGUCGUUGCCCUUCGAGCAUUGUCAGCGCCAAGCGCCGAGGCUGGACCAUCGACAACACCGCCGUCGUCGCCGCCAGCAGCGCACAAGGCCAUGUUUGGACAGCUGGGGGCAGUAGGCGCGGCAGGAGACGCAGCUGCAGCUGCGGCUGGCGUAGCUGCCAAAACGAUGGUGCUGCCCCCCAAGAGACCCUACGUGCCUUCCAAAGCCGAUGCCGCCUUUGUCAAGCGCUUGAAGACGAGUGGUACGGAGAUCACGCCUCGAACGAGAAACGACGCGCUCCGUGGAUCACAGCCUUGGAGCAAGACGGCAGACUUUGCCUCGCUGCGGGCCACAUUGGCCCCUCAGAUUGAUGCAGCUCGCAAGGUGGCAGGCGCAGGAGGGAGCUCAUCGUCUAGCAGUCGCCAGCCUAUGCCAUCACAGUCACUAUCCAACGAUGCCAGCCGAGCUCGGAAAGGCCGACAACAAGACCCGAUCAUUGUUCUUUCCAACAGCCCGACAUCGCUCAUCAACAUGUUCAAUGUCAAAAGUUUUCUCGAGGAGGGCACGUUUGUGCCGCCUGAAGAGGCAAGACUCAAGGCUGGCGGAAUGGCCGAAAGCAUUGUCAUUGUCAACCAUAGAUUGUCGUCGCAGGGGCCUGAAGCAAAGGCAAGACGCUUUCUCGUUGUUGACAACGUCGAAGCGCUUGCAAGGCUCACGAGCAGUGGAGGCGGUGGCGGCGGUGGAGGCGAUGCCUGGACAAGGGUCUGCGCGGUCUUCACCACUGGUCAGCUUUGGCAAUUCAAGGAGUAUCGGUGGUCCGAACCCCGCGAAUUAUUCAAGAACGUAAUGGGAGUUUACGUGCGGUGGCACAACGAAACAAAGAACGCAAAUGUGCGAGAUUGGCCCGUGGUGGAGCUAGCGAUCGAUAGAACGAAAAGACACACAGACCGCCAACUCUCCGCCCACUUCUGGCGCAACGCAGAGAACCUCAUCACGAAGCGCAUGUUGUGACCUUCUACUGUACCACCUGUAUUAAUGCCUCACCUUGCCAUAUGCAAAUAGCGUGCAUGAAAGCGCUGGUCGGGAAAGGAAGCUUCUUUUGCC